UGCUCCAGCAACUCAGCUGGCCAGAACCGGCUAGGGCCUCCCUCCCACUCCGCAGCAGGAUCCAGGAACUUGGCCCUAUUGGGCAAUCAUUAAUCGGAUUCUUGGCAUUCCUCUGCCCCUGGCCAGCAUGCUUCCCACCAGAGCCGGAGCAGACACUCAGGACUGGCAUUCGGACAUGCAGCUGGCCAGCAGGCUGGUGCUGUCCGCAGCUGCGCUGCUCCUGGUAACGGCGGCUUACAAACUCUACAAGUCCAGGCCUGCCCCUGCCGGGCAAGCGGGGAGAAAUAACAAGAGCCACAAAGCGGAAGAUGAAGCGGAGGGCUCGGGGCGAGCUGCCUUCCAGGGGGCUCCUCCAGGGACCCCGCCAAGGGGGCCAAGACGCAGGAAGGCCAGCAAGGGGCCUGGGACCCCACUGGACCACAGCUUGGAGGACCCAGGAGACUCCUGCCAACUGGUCGCCUCCAGAUCUGGGGAGUCCACAAGAAAAGGCUCUGAUGAGAAUCAGAGAGGGCAGAGCCCAGAUUCUCAGCAGGUGCCUCCACCCUGCAGUGGUCAGGAAGCCGGAACAGCUGUUAGAGGUAAGCCCAACCCUCCCCACCUCCCUCAUCUGGGCUGUGAACCUACAAGCUCCCCAGCCAGACUUUCUCCAGAAGUGGGCGGCAGCUGUGUGGGUGACAAGCUCUCUCCAUGGCCAGACGGCAGACCCCCAGAGCAAACAGGGUCUAGAGACCCAGGAGCCCCCAACUGUUGCACUGAUCCCACAGUGGUCAGCCGUGACAUGAACCAGAGAUGGGUCUUCACCCAUGUGACAGGGGUCAGCAGGGGAGAGGCUGGGACCAUCCAGGCUGCUGCAGACAUGGGCCUGGCCACACAGCAGCAGGAAGGAGCCACCAAUGCCUCCUACACCUUCUCAUCUGUGGCCCGGAUCCGGAUGGAGGAGAAUAUUAUACAGAAGGCCAAGGGACCAGGGCCUGAGCUGAAGGGCAGAGUAUAUGACUACUUUGUGGAGUCCACAUCGAAGGCUGUCUCCAGGCCGCUGGUCCCCUGCACAGCAGCUCUGGCUGAUGCUCCAUCCCCUGGGUCUGGGCCAGAGCCCCUGGUCACAGGAGCAGACUCCAGAGGCCAAGCUGAUAAUACAGAGGAUGCAGCUGAGGUAGUGCCAACCCCCUCUGCACCAGGCUUCAGCAGAAAGGUGAGUCUCUUGCAGAUCGCUGAGAAUCCAGAGCUCCAACUGCAGCCUGAAGGCUUCAGGACGCCCCCUCCUGCCCACCUGGACCAGAAAGCCCAGAUCAAUUCAGCCUGCAGCCACGGGGAGCCCCAUGUGCAGCUUGUAGCUGGGACCAAUUUCUUCCACAUCCAGCUCACCCCUGCUUCAGCCCAGGAUGUCCGCCUGGACCUGGGCAACUGCUAUGAGGUGCUGACCUUGGCCAAGAGGCAGGGCCUUGAGGCCCUGAAGGAAGCAGCCUACAAGGUGAUGAGUGAUAACUACCUCCAGGUCCUCCGCAACACAGACAUCUAUGGGGGCCUGAGUGGGGCAGAACGGGAACUGAUCCUCCAGCGACGGUUUCGUGGCCACAAAUGCCUGGUGGUGGCCGAUGUGUGUCCCCAGGAAGACAGUGGCCGCCUCUGUUGCUAUGACAAUGUGCAGGAUGCCUGGCACCUGCUGGCUCAGCUGCCCAUGGAGGCCAUGUCCCGGGGCUGUUCUGUCUGUACUCUGUUCAAUUAUCUGUUUGUGGUGUCUGGCUGCCAAGGACCUGGGGGCCAACCCUCCAACCGGGUCUUCUGCUACAACCCCCUGACUGAAAUCUGGAGUGAGGUAUGCCCAUUGAAUCAGGCCCGGCCGCACUGCCGGCUGGUGGCCCUGGAGGGGCACCUCUAUGCCAUUGGAGGUGAGUGUCUGAACACAGUGGAGCGUUAUGACCCUCGAGUGGACCGCUGGACCUUUGCUCCACCACUCCCCAAUGACACAUUUGCCCUGGCACACACAGCCACGGUGUGCGCCAAGGAGAUCUUUGUCACUGGGGGCAGCCUACGCUACUUGCUGCUCCGGUUCUCAACCCAGGAGCAGCGUUGGUGGGCCGGCCCCACGGGGGGCAGCAAGGACCGCACAGCUGAGAUGGUGGCUGUCAAUGGCUUUCUCUACCGUUUUGACCUCAACCGCAGCCUGGGCAUCAGCGUGUACCGCUGCAGCGCCAGCACCCGCCUCUGGUAUGAGUGCGCCACAUACCGCUUGCCUUACCCCGAUGCCUUCCAGUGCGCCGUGGUGGAUGAUCAUAUAUACUGUGUGGGACGCAGGCACAUGCUCUGCUUCCUGGCCGACCACAUCUCGCCCAGGUUUGUGCCUAAGGAGCUACAGGGUUUCCCUGCUCCGCGGGGCACCCUGCUGCCUGCCGUCCUGACCCUGCCUGUCCCUGAUGUGCCCCAGACCCCUGUCUAGCAGCCCCUCUGCUGGGCUCCAUCGGGAUGCAGCAAAAUUCUCCGCCCAUCACUCUGGGUAAGAGGUGGGCAGGAACUCGGCCGUGGGGUGGAAAGUUAUCUCUCCUCCACCACAGGCUACAGGGCCUUGGAGGAUUCUUCAACCCCCACAGUCCGCAGGAAUGCUACAACAGCGAAGUCAGGGCCCAGCAUUCCAGGACAGCGGGUGUGACAACGGCUUGAGUGACUGACCAGCACUGUCCUGCAAAUCAGAACUCCUGGCGGGGGCUAUUUGAGGACCCCACUGGAACUCAGGGCCAUAGUCUUAUCCUAAUCACAGUUCCAGGUGCCAGGGGACUCCCCAGGGGGCCCCUCAAGCGCUUAGCUUUCUGUGACCACAUUCCUAAGCCUUGGGGCCCACCUUUGCAGCUUCUAGAACAACUGAAGGAGGAGGUUUGGGCAGGAGCAGGAAGGAGCUCAGGAUAGCCCCGAGAUUCAGCCAGAAGGACCGGCUAAAGCAGAAGGCACCCACAGGGACGCCUGUGUGCAGAACAUAUUGACCAAGGACCACUUUUCUUUCUUGGUUACCUCAAGUUCCGUGUGCUGGGAGGAAGAGAAGCAUCCAUCUCAGCAGGAGUUCUGUUUGAAUAUUAGUCAUUGCACCGCUGAGGUCUUGGGAGACAGGGUACUGAUGUGGUUCCAGACUCCCUUUUUCCAGACCACAGCCAUGCCCUAGACUACCACCUGAUCACAACACUCUCCCCAGAGUUCAGAAUCCUCUCUGCCUGCUGGCCAGGACGGCCACCACUAUUCAUCUCGACAGCAUGGCCUUCUCUGUGUCUGGUAGCCAUCUUGUCUGCUUUGUCAGAUGGGAAGGAACGGGGAGAAGAAGCAGGUCCAGGAUGGAGCUAAGGAGAUGGAAGGCCCCAGUGGAACAUCCAGGCUCUCAAUCUUUUACAUCCGAGGAGACCCAGUUCCAGGAAGAAAGACAGAGAGCCUGGUCCAACCUUUCACACCACUGUGCCCUUGUUCCAUUCUGGGGGAAACAAAGACGUUGGGAAGAAAGCAGUGAUGUUCUUGGAACCAGGCAGGAACCACGAGGGCUCUACCAAAACCAGAAGAGACAGGUCAAGUCCUAUCUGGAAGUGUGUGGCUGCCGAAACGAACAGCCUCGAGCGUUUACCUGGAAUUGGGGCUUCACCCCUUUUGAACUGCAGGGCCCACAGCUGACCUUGGUGAUGCCCCGUGAGAAAAAUCAAAGCUGACUGGUGAGAAGGAGUGGCCCAGGCAUCCUUCAUACAGAGUUCUCAGUGAAAUGACAUUGUCAACAUUGCACACGCUUGUGUACACAGCUCCUCACUACCACAGCCCCAUUGACUGGUGAGAAAAUGGAGCUCAGAGAACUUAAGGAAAUAUCUUCCCUCGAGGCAGAAUCAGAAGACUUUUCAUUUCUUUAAAGUACACUAGAGGAGCUGAGAGUGUGGCUUGGUCGAGUGCUUGCCUGGCAGGCGUGAAGCCCUGGGUUACAUCUCCAACAGUGCAUAAACCGGGUGUGGUGGGACCACAUCUAUAAACUUUGCACUCAGGAGGUGAAGACAGGAGAAUAUGAAGUUCAAGGUCAUCCUUGACUAUCUAGUAAGUUUGAGGUCAGUCCGGGGUUCUUGAGACCCUGUCUCAAAACCCCAAACAAACAAGUGUGCUGGACACCAGCCCCACCUCUGGGAUUUUUCUAACCUUGCUUUACCCAUGCCAAUCAAUCAUGCUCUGUUUAUGAACCUUCAACUCCAAAGAGAUUCUCUUCAUUCUCUCAAUGCCUACAUCUGCAAAGCAGGUUUGACCCCACCAAGCUCAAGGGGACGAUGUGAGACCAAGACUACUCCCUGUUAAGCCAACAGCCCAGGAACAGCUCCAGAACAUGCCCCAGAAGAACCCCCAGCUCUCCUGUAGAAUCCAACUGGACAAGGGGCCCCCCACCCCACCCCACCCCACCCCACCCCACCCCACCCUGUGUGUUCCACUCCCUUGCUCAGUGCCUGGGCCUCUGGUCUGUGAUUUCUCGAGAUGAAAGGUAGAUGUCCUAUUUUUAGGGUAUCUGGGUUUCAGGCACGUAAGCACCUGCUCUGCUCAGGCAGGGAGGGGAGUUCAGGACCAACCUGCUUUGCUGAUUGGUGGUUACCCAGGCCAGAACACUGCCAUUUUCUUUGGAUAACUUAGAGUGCAGAGCGUCAACCCUCCAGCUCCAAGUGGAGGGGCACCUUUCCCUUACAGGUUGGGAGUAACCACUCCUUGGGAAGAAGAGGGCACACCCUGGCCGGAAGAGACUCAGACACAGGCAUCUGGAGCUUCCUGCCUUUGUCAACCUUACCUGGAAGGGCCCUGUGGCUCUGCCUCGCCCCCAGAGUCCCCUGCAGCUGAAGCUCCACUUGGAAGCAGCCCCUAGGCAGACGUGAGGCUGCGGCAGAAAGAAGAAGAUGAAACCAGGGCAGGAGGCACCUUCAGGGAGCUGGGGAACAGAAGAAAAGGACAGCCUGGAGGGAAGACUCCGCAAACAGCUCCCAGCCUCGGGUCCUUUGAAAAGUGAGAAGCGGGUCAAAAUAAAACAAAAAAUGAGACAGUGA
This is a messenger RNA of Peromyscus californicus insignis, 5033 nucleotides long. RefSeq names its product kelch domain containing 7A (gene Klhdc7a). Gene Ontology annotation, molecular function: protein binding. The record is from RefSeq and is a predicted model, not a curated record. The coding region runs from base 128 to 2437 and encodes 769 amino acids. The transcript has 2 exons. Lineage: Eukaryota; Metazoa; Chordata; Mammalia; Rodentia; Cricetidae.